AACGUAGCGUUAGCGUCGUGCAACACCUUUCAUUGUAUUGACUAUUGACUGAUUCUGAACACUGAGAAUAAUGUAUAAAGUUAAUUUAUCAUAUUAUUGCCUUAGUUCUUGUUGAAAUCUAUCUUACUAUGUUUUAGUUUAAGUGUAAUCAUGCCUCCGUUUACGAGAAUGUGAAAGAAGACAGCCAGUCGGGUGCUACGCGGCCAUUUUACUUGCAAUGCGGCAACGGUGUACGAUCCGCCAUUGGAAACGGCCUGUGUCUUUUUCUGUGUGCAAGAUUUUUAUUUUGUCGAAUAUCGUGGCAUAGAAACAACGGAUAACCAUGUGUGAUAAAAGUGUUGUGCGGACUUUUGUGUAGUGAAGCACGGUGGUCGGGUGAUUCGAAUAAUGUGCGAACGAUGGAAAACGAAGUGAAGCAGCGCAAUCAGAGAAAUAGGCGAAGGGAGCGGGCACAGCGCAUGCAAGCACAGCGAGAGAGCAAAGUUAAGGAUGGGGACAGUGGCGAGGACGAGUCUCCGGCGAGAGAGAAGCCGCCUCGUCCUCCGGCCAGGCGGAAGAAGUCGCGGGAGCCGCUGGGAGAAGAGGAUAUCAUUGAUGGUUUCGCCAUAAUGGCAUUUCGCACCUACGAAGAUCUAGAGGCUGCAGUAAAAUGUGCUUCUUCACCUCGUACCAACGCGCUGUCAACAAAGCCUCGGCUGCCAUUGGCAGCUUUGGCGGCAGACGCGGCACGCAUACACCCGCCAAACAACGUCAACUCUCAUGGCAUUACGCUGCUUCAAGACGCUGGCACGUCGGAUGAUAGUGGACGGGCAUCAGAAAGGCUCACGGGGAGUUCGGUCGCACCUCGCGAUCCUGACUCUUCCCGUGAUCGCCUUAGCGACGCCAGUAGCCGCUGUAGUUCCGGAAAAGGCUAUAUCUGUGAUAGUGAAGGCGACGACGAUAAGGCGAGUCCAGAGAGCAGUAGAAAUGCCUCACCAAGAUAUCAUGACGCGUCCAUGGAUGAUGUAAGUGACGCAGGUUCUUUGUUCCGGGUGGCGGGCGCGGGCGGUGGUGGCGGCGGCAAAAACGAACUGGUGGCGCGGGGCGGCAGCGGCGGCGCGCUAGCCCUGUCGCGCGCGCCGGUCGGCGGCAGCGCCAGCCCCGCGCCCGCGCCGCUCCCCCAGCCCGCGCCCUCGCCGGCGCCCGCCGCCUUGCCGCCGCCCGCGCUUCCACCGCCGCCGUUCCGGGCCGACACGCCGCUGAGGCCCAACGGUGCUCACAUACCCGCGAUCGAUGGUCAGGCCGCCACGCAAAUACCGGCGCGGCCGGUCGGCGCCGCCGGGCCCGACACGCCCGAACGUCCCGCGAGCAACAACAAGCUGCAGCCCGGCGCCCGCGCCGCUGCCGACAGCCCGACGCCGGCGCCGCCCGCGCCUCCGGCUCCGUCGCCGCUCUUCCCCUCGCAUUCAGCGUAUCAGUCGCACGCCGCAGCGGCGAUGCCCGACUACCGGCUCACGAACCACGAGACGCGGACCGGGCCGCCGGAGCAGCCGCCGGCGCCGCUGGACCUGAUCGCUCACCACGCGGCGCGGCCGCCGCCCGGCGCGCCCGCCUCAGCGCAGGCGGCGCAUCCUAGUCUUCAGAGUCGAGUGCCCCACUCGCAGCCUCACCCCUUGAUGCCCGGCCACGACGUCCGAAACGCGGCGACGGCGGCCCCGGCUCACACCUCCGUUCCUACCUCCUAUUCCAACCGCGUCAAUGGAGUGCCUCAAAGUGUCCCUCCGCAUUCGCUCUCCACGCCGCCCUCCAACACCAGCUGUCUUCCUAUUCAAUCCAUGCCCGGACGGGCCAUUUCUCCGGCCGCGCCCACCUCUCGCCCCUAUCCAACUCCGUCGAUCGGGUCUAGUCAUAUAAACACAAGUAUGAGUUCCAAUAUUCACGGUCAUCCGAUGCCUUAUCAGAGCCAGCCGAGCUUACAGAAACAUUCCGUUCAGUCGGCGUACACGAAUAGGCCUCCGCAUCUCGCACCGUUCAGUGUUGCGAGCCACCUAACGUCCAGUCAUAUUCAAUCUUCGACGUCGAGCCAAACGACUGUUGCGCAAAUAAGCCACCCUCUUAGUAGCCAUUCCAUUUUGAACCAUACGAGCCAUCUCUCUAUGAGUAACUCCAGUCCGCUGAUGGCAACGUCUACACCAAACCAUAUCGGUCCGCCUCUUUCUUUGUCUUCUACCACUAGUACAAUUUCAAGUUACACCACGAGCCUUAAACACCCAGGUCUAAGUAUGCCGCCUCAUGCGGCUCCCCUGGCGCCCCCUGCGUCCAUACACACACCAAUUAAUCACGUGGAAACAACACCCGCUGUCAGUAUCGCUCCUGCGAUAAUUCCUCCCGUGUCUAGUAGUAGUAAUAGUACCCAUACGUUAGCUCCCCCUGUAGUAGAUUCUAGGCAACCUGUCGUGUCUUCGAGUGAACUGCCGUCUCGGACUGAAAGUCCUGCGGUCAGUUCAACUCUCGCUUCUAAUGGAUUCCCGCCUCCCGUUGUCUAUUCUGGAACUACUUACCCGCCACUCUACGCGCCUUAUGCCACCACACUUCAACACAGUCCCUACCUCCCACCCGCAGCGGCUUCCCCAAGGAACACAGAUACGCGAACAAGUUUAUCAGCAUCGCCUCUUGUGGCGCCGAAGACGCCGAAAGGCGUGCGACCGCACACUCCGGGCUCUACCGGCGGCGCUGGCUCCGCCCCUGCGCACGCGCCGCUCUCCUACUCGCCCCGCGGACACAGCCCUAAUAGGGAACGAGAAAGUUUCAGCAGCAACAUCAGCAGUCUGUCGCGCAGCACGUCCGCAUCGGCCGCGAGCGCGCCGGCGCCGCAGCAGUCGCACGCGCCCGCGCUCGUCGCGCCGCUGUCCGCGCCGCUCGCCGCGCCGCUCGCGGCACCUUUGUCAUCAGGGCUGAGCGCGCCUCUCAGCAGUUCCCUAGUCCCACCGCUGGGCGCUCCGCUGGCGGCGCCCACGCCCACGCCGGCUGCGCCCACGCCCACUCACCUGACGCAUUCCCUCGCGCCGGUGCCCACGGUGCCAAGCAUCAGCUCCAGUGCCAAACCGCCCGCCCACUGGGGGGUAACCAGGCCCGCAGGCCCGGAGCGAUCGAGCAGCGGGUUCGCGCCUGCGCCGCCGUUGUUCGGCGCGCCGCUCGCGCCGCCUAACCCUAACCCCUUCUCGGCGGAGUCGCUCUUCCAAUCUAGCCCGGGCGCAGACCUGCUGCGGCGCGAGCUCGACAACCGUUUCCUGGCGGCGGCGGGCGCGGCGGGCGGCGUGCGCACCGAGCUGCACCACCACCAGCACCAGCACACGCACGUGCACCAGCACCCGCCGCACGCGCCCCACCAGCCCCACCAGCCCCACCCGCCCCACGCGCCCCAUGCGCCCCACGCGCCGCCGCCGCCCCACCCGCAUCACCAGCUGUUAGUGCCGCAUGCGCCACUCUUCAAAGACAUGGGCAAGAUGCCGUCGCUAUACCGCACGGGGCUAGGGCUCGGCUACCCGUACUCGUCCAGCCUGCUGCAUCCCGCGGCGCCCUAUGUGCCGCCCGCGCCGCUGUCCAGCUACGCGCCUAAGCCCGUAGUGUCAGCAGCAAGCGACUCCGCCACUAAACCACCACCACGCCCCGCUACCGCGAAAACCGGAAAAUGGAACGCCAUGCACGUCAGGAUCGCGUGGGAGAUCUACAACCACCAGCAGAAGGAGAAGUCGGGGACGAGCACCGCGCCCGGCGCCGCCGCCGACAAGGAGAAGCUGCGCGCCUUCCCCGCGCCCGCGCCGCCGCCGCCCGCCUACCGCUCGCCCUACGACCUGCCGCCCGCGCCCUACCUGCACCACCCGCACCUCGGCGUGCGCUACGACGAGCGCGCCGGGCUCGUGGGCGCGCCGCCCGCGCCCGACCGCCUGCGCGUCUCCGGCGUGUCGCCCUUCGGCCGCUACGCGCCCGCCUUCCCCGCCGCGCCCGCCUUCCCGCUGCCCUACGGCCGCGACCUGGCGCUGUCCUCCUCGCUGCACGCCGUGCACCACCCGCCGCUGCCGCUGCACGACGCCUGGCGCCCGCGCGCGCCCGUCUCCGCCGCCGCCGCCGCCGAGGCGCGCCGCGAGCACGAGGAGCGCGAGCGCGCGCGCCGCGAGCGGGACGAGCGCGAGCGCCGGGACCGCGACGAGCGCGAGCGCCGCAAGGCCCGCGAGCGGGAGCGCGACCUGGAGCGCGCGCGCACGCGCUCGCCGCUGCGCAACGGCGCGCCCGAGCCCGAGCGCAAGGACGAGCGCAAGGAGCCGCCACGGCCGCCGCCCGCGCUGCCGGCGUACGCGCCGCCGCCGUGGGACCCGUACCGGCCGUUCGACCCGCUGCAGCACAUGCGCUUCGCGCCGCUGGUGGAGGCGGCCAUCCGCGCGGAGGAGGACCGCGCCAAGAUGCUGAGCGCGUACGCGCACCACCAGCAGCUGAAGGCGGGCCCGCUGCUGCACCGCGGGCUGCACGCGGGGCUGCCGCUGGCGCACGGCGCGCUGUCGCACGCGCCGCUGGCGCCGCCGCUGGCGCCGCUGGCCCCGCUGGCGCCGCUGGACCUGCUCAAGAAGGAGGAGCCGCGAUGAUAGCGCCCGCCGCGAGCGCCGUCUCCGUCUGUACAUAGAGUAGUGUAAACGACGUCGCGAGUGAGAGUACGACUAAAGUAAUGUAUAUCGUUUCGCAUUAUCGGUUUAGAGAAUUAUUUAUUGUAAGUCGCUCGCCGCACGACGCUCGCUAGUCUGCCCGGGCGCGGCAUGUGCAAUAUCGGCGAGGACUGGGCGCGUCGCCGCCGGCCUGUACACUACUGCUUGUUUAUUUACUUGAAAAUAUCUAUCGAGUUGUUAUUGUGACCAUUAUUAGUUAAUUAUACAUCAAAUUGCUGAUUAUGUGAAGGAUAGGAUUAUCAGAAUCGCUAUCGAUAUAAUUAUACAUAUUUAUAUAUACUUAUAAAUAAAUGUAAAUAUUAGUAUGUAAAUUAGUGUUAUAAUAUAGAAUUGGUUUAUUUAACGUCAAUACAAAAGAAAAAUCCCAUAAAUUAUUAUUGUAUCGGGAGUUAUAAUUUACACUUCCGUUAAAAAUCUCAUAAUGGUUUUUCGAUUGUACCAGUGGAGUUUUAUUUAUUUAUUUAUACUCCUUAAAUAGUGAAAGUGAUCAGUUAAACUAAAAGAAUACAAUCUGUUAUAAAUAGUGGUUGAUAUUUCAUUUUAAUGCAUUUAAAGUAUGUGAUAUUAUUGUAACAUGAAAUACAUUUUGUCUGACUUCAAAGUAGUGUCUGUUGUCAAGUAUUAUAGAUCUAAUUAUUACGACAGUAUGUUGAAAUUUUAAUAAAAAAUAUCCGUAUAUUAGCUACAUUUAUUUUAAAAUGUGAGCAAUAAAAAUCUAAAAUUAACUAAGUUUGGCUAUUGAUUUAAAAAGUUGUUAUUUACUCUUAUGUGCCAUUAAAUUCCUAUUGAAACCGUUGAGUCAGACAAAAUUGAAUUAGAAUCAGUUGUAAUAAGGCACAUCAAGAUGAUUGUCAUUUAAAUCUCGAAAAGGAUGUCAGAAAAUUGUAUCAUAGUUUACAAAAUCAUUCUGUAUACUAAAAGGUAAUGAAAGCUUGGUGCGAUUCAGAAAAUACCAUUAAAACUUUUGAUUUUUAUA
Ostrinia furnacalis (Asian corn borer) is the source of this 5673-nucleotide messenger RNA. It is a transcript of the gene tay, whose product is annotated as tay bridge kinase. The transcript is spliced from 15 exons. The record is from RefSeq and is a predicted model, not a curated record. NCBI's taxonomy places the organism in Eukaryota, Metazoa, Arthropoda, Insecta, Lepidoptera, Crambidae. The coding region runs from base 399 to 4619 and encodes 1406 amino acids.